AUGGCCGCCAACCAAAUCAGGGAUAUCCAAACGACCUUCCACGAUGAAGAAAACAACCUUCUUUUCGAGAAGAAUGUCAGCAUUCCCAUCCCCGAUUCCGAAUAUCCUGUCCGAUGCAACAUCUAUCGACCGUUGAGCUCCCUCACCGCGGCAAAGCCUGCCCUCCCGGUGAUUAUGACCUAUGGGCCUUACGGAAAAGAUAUCGAAUAUAGCAAAUUUCAUCCACAGUCAUUCUCAGAGGUAGAUCCGGAACAGAAAUCGAAAUAUUCCGCAUGGGAAACGCCUGAUCCCGUCUUCUGGACCUCACACGGCUAUGCAGUUGUGCGUUGUGACGAGCGGGGAUUUGGACAGUCUCCUGGUUUUCUUGAUUCCAUGUCUAAGGAUACAGCCGCUGCUUUUUGCCAUGCUAUUGAGUGGGCGGCACAGCAGCCGUGGUCCAACGGCAGGGUUGGCCUCCUCGGCGUCAGUUACUUUGCUGGCACCCAAUGGCGUGCCGCGGCUGCGCAACCACGCGGACUCUCUUGUAUCAUUCCCUGGGAGGGCAUGUCCGACUAUUAUAGAGAUCGCUGCCGACAUGGUGGAAUUCUCUCCGACGCAUUCAUCAGAUUCUGGUGGGAUCGUCAAGUCAUCACAAACCAGUAUGGGCGGCCAGGUAGGGCAGCAGCUGGGCGAGGUGAUGAUACCAUCGAGGGGGAUCUAUCAGAGGAAGAGCGCCAGAGAAACCGGCGGGACCAGAAUGUCGACAACGAAGUGCAUCGUUUCCGGGACCAAGACUACUACAAGAGUCGCGACUUCAAGUUGGAAGGCAUCCAGGUUCCCUUAUUGUCGGUCGCCAAUUUAGGCAAUACCGGACUGCACCUGCGUGGAAACGUGCUGGGAUACAUGUUCUCCAGCUCAAAGUUCAAGUAUCUACGAUUUUUAGCCGGGAGACAUGAUUUGCCAUUCUAUUAUAAAGAUGAGGUGAAGCUUCAGCUGAGCUUCCUGGAUGCGUGGCUCAAGGACCAAGACCAGGUUGGCUGGACCGUUCCUGGAAAGGUAGCCCCUCUUUUCCAGCGUCGGGAUGAACAGGAAUGGCCGAUUGCUCGCACGGAGUAUGUGCGAUACUAUCUCAACCCUCAACAUGAGCUCACGAACGACGGAAACGUGACGAGGCUUCCUGAAUCGAAGGUCACUUACAAGGCACUGGGGUCACUUGACGAUCCGCAAUUCGUGACAUUCUCGACUAUAUUUCCCAAGGAAACAGAAAUCACUGGCCACAUUGUGGCGCAUCUGAACGUCUCCGUGGAGCCCUCGGUAGAGCAACAGCAGUCAAACCCAGUAGCGGAGGCAGACUUGGAUCUGUUCGUGACAUUACGACAUCUUGACUCCCAAGGACAGGAGAUCCUGUACACAGGUGCUGUUGGUGACCCAGUAUCUCUCACCAAGGGCUGGCUGCGCUGUAGUUUGCGGAAAGUCGACGACAAACAUCCUCAACAUCGCAGCUAUUUGCCCUACCGCCAAUACUUCUCUACUGACGAAGAGCUUCUUACGCCUGGUAUCAUCUACGCGGUCGAUGUCGAGAUCUGGCCCACUAACGUCGUAAUGAACGAUGGCGACACUCUGGUUUUAGAGAUUGCAUCUGGUGACACUGCAGGUAGCGGGUUGUUUAGACAUGAAAGUAAAGUAGACAGGGACCCGGCGCGGUUUGGUGGUUGGAACAACAUUCAUUUUGGCGGAGGGAAAUCGAAUUACCUUGAACUGCCCAUCAUACCUCAGAAAUAUUAG
Trichoderma breve is the source of this 1764-nucleotide messenger RNA. Its product is annotated as x-Pro dipeptidyl-peptidase (S15 family) domain-containing protein. Lineage: Eukaryota; Fungi; Ascomycota; Sordariomycetes; Hypocreales; Hypocreaceae. The transcript is spliced from 2 exons. The record is from RefSeq and is a predicted model, not a curated record. The coding region runs from base 1 to 1764 and encodes 587 amino acids. Gene Ontology annotation, molecular function: dipeptidyl-peptidase activity.